Messenger RNA from Prunus mume (Japanese apricot), 1435 nucleotides. RefSeq lists its product as uncharacterized. The record is from RefSeq and is a predicted model, not a curated record. Lineage: Eukaryota; Viridiplantae; Streptophyta; Magnoliopsida; Rosales; Rosaceae.
UAACGGCGAGGAACUAAUUUUCCAGCAAAUCAAGCGGUUGGGAAGUGUACGCGCCACCACACACCAAAACCCGCCAAAUCCCAAAACAUGCGUAAAAAAGGGGAAAAUGUUUGCUGCUGCUGAUCAUAUCUGAAAGCAACAACACCCAACUUCCCAUACAUAAUACUUCUUUAGAAUUUUAGGGUUUACAUUUUCCCUUUGAAUUUCAACACUUCCAACUUUGGAUCAAGAGCCCCAAAUUUGGGGGAAUUGAAGAAGCUAGGGUUUCCUCUGUCGGUCAAUCAAUCAAUCCAUCAUCAGUGCAAGCAGUCAAGAGCCAGUUCAUUUUGAAUCUGAUUGAGCUAGGGUUUCUUCAAACGAACACUGAACAAGCACAAACCUUGGUUCCAAAAUGGCGAUAAUCGGCGACGCGCUUCGCCAGGCCUUCAUGCCCAAGCACGAGUACAUGAGCCUCCGGGAAGAAGACAGAGCUUGGGGCAAGAUUCAGAGACCUCUGUUAAUGGCGUCCAUGGCUCUCGUCUGUUUCGUAGUUGUUGUGUGCACGGUUAUCAGCUUGAACAUUGUGUUUCCUGGCGACCCGGCGAAGCGGCCGUUCUGCGGCGACCGGAGGCUUAAUUCUCUACCGAUGAAUGUGAGAGGGGGCGAUUCUGAUCCGUUUCCCGGAGCGUUUUAUCUUACGGAUCAAGAAAUUGCGGAUUACUAUUGGAUGGUUGUGUUCGUUCCCUCUAUGAUCAUUUUCUUGGCUACCUUCGUGUAUCUUGUUGCGGGAAUCGCUGUUGCUUAUUCUGCUCCAACAAGACACGGAUGCUUAAAGGUAGUUGAGAAUAACUACUGUGCUUCAAAAAGAGGUGGGGUUCGAUGCCUAUCUAUUCUGAAUGCUGUCUUUGCUGUCAUUUUUGGUCUUCUUGCAUUGUUUCUUGGUUCAAGCCUCCUCACACAAGGAAGCUCCUGCUCUAUGCCCCUGUUCUGGUGCUAUGAGGGUGGGUGUUGGGGGAUGGUUCUUCUAUACGGAGGAACUGCCUUUUUUCUGAGACGGAGAGCAGCUGCAAUCCUUGAUGAGGGAGAAUUUGGUGGUCGAAACCUAGGGCUUGAAAUGUUGGAGAAUCCCUUGGAAGUGACACCAGAGGUGGAAAGGAGGGUUAAUGAAGGGUUUAAGACAUGGAUGGGGUCGUCGCUCCUAUCGUCCGAUGAAGAAGAUGAACCAAACAGUUAUUAGGAACCUUCUCAUGUAAUUCCAAUUCUAACAGGCGAAUGGUUUGGCGUUUAAGUGAAGCCUUUCAGAACUACACAGCUUCCGGCAGAUUUUUGACAACUUCAGGAGAGCAUAGAGUAGUAUAAAUUCAAAUUUUGGCUUAUCAAAGGUGCCAGCUUUAAAAUCGUUGUAGUGAUCAUGACGUAACACAAAGUGAAAUGCUAACUUCGGGACUUAGGUUCA